Molecule: messenger RNA, 1090 nt
Organism: Lactuca saligna
Lineage: Eukaryota; Viridiplantae; Streptophyta; Magnoliopsida; Asterales; Asteraceae
Source: the annotation of a GenBank genome assembly
GUUACUAACUAAUAACGCAACUACUUCCUCCUUCUUAUCCUUGAUAACAUCAAAUCAUAAUAAACCUCCAUUUAUUUCCCCCUUCUCCCAACCUUUUGUUAUGCAGUCUGUAGUGUAUUAUAGUUGAAAAAAGAAGCAAAUGGAGUACUGUGUUGAAGAAGCAUCAAAAACCAGUUCUACAGGUGUUAAAUUAAACCACUUUACACCGUCGUUUUCCGAUGAUUUCUGGGCCGUGAAUGGUGUCUCCGGCGACGAUUUCUUCGUAGACGGUUUACUGGAUUUCUCCUCAGACGGCAGUUUUCUCGAAGAAGACGAUAAUUCCCAAGUUCUGAAACACACAGAUGAUUCCAAAAACGACAAAAUCUCCUCUCUUUCUCCGGUGAAAAUAGUGAACAACGAGGACAAAGCCACCACCAUCGUCUCCGACACGGAACUUUGCUUUCCGGCAGAUGAUGUGGCUGACCUUGAAUGGGUGUCACAAUUCGUCGAAGACUCAUUUUCCGGCGGAGACUACUUCUUAACAUGCUCGGAGAGGAAACCGGAGACAGAAACUGUAAAUCUUGUCGCUGUAAACCCUUCAUUUAGGAAUUUGGUUCAGAAAAAAGCGAGAAGCAAGCGGAGUCGUACCGGCGGCCGUGUUUGGUCACUCCGGUUGUCGUCGUCGUUGACGGAUUCCUCAAAUUCAUGUUCCUCCUCUUCGUCCUGUACUUCAAACGCUCUGUUACCCACGCAGGAAAUUUUAGGGAGACCGCCGACGGUUAAGAGGCAGAAGAAGAAAAAGCCGGUGGCGACUGCUGACACGGCGGGGUUCGGCUGGCCGCAGCAGCCUCGGCGUUGCAGUCAUUGCCUCGUUCAGAAAACUCCACAGUGGCGAGCCGGUCCACUAGGCGCCAAAACUUUGUGUAAUGCAUGCGGAGUCCGGUUCAAGUCGGGUCGGCUUUUUCCAGAGUAUCGACCGGCGGGUAGCCCGAAUUUUUCCAGUGAAGUUCACUCUAAUAACCACCGGAAAGUUCUGGAAAUGCGGCAGAAGAAGGAGGCAGAGGAAGGAGGUCCACCUCCUCCGGUUGCCGGUUCGGGAAGAAGCAUCUGA